Molecule: messenger RNA, 2705 nt
Organism: Cygnus atratus (black swan)
Lineage: Eukaryota; Metazoa; Chordata; Aves; Anseriformes; Anatidae
Gene: WDR25
Product: WD repeat domain 25
Exons: 7
Coding region: 541-2070 (509 amino acids)
Molecular function (GO): protein binding
Source: RefSeq, a predicted model, not a curated record
CGGGAAGCGGCCGGGGCCUCGCUGGGGGCUGGGCGGGCCCGGAGCCGGCCUCGGGAGCUCGUCGGCUCCCAGCUCAGGGCAACAAAGCUCUGUUAAAGCGUCUUCAGGCGUCCCUGUCCGCUUAAAUCAAGCCGUUAUUAAGUUAGCAGGGGGUUAAGGUGUGCUUCUGACGAAGCACGCGCUGGUCUUUUUUCUUUAGGGCGGCAUAAGAAACUUUUAGCUGGGGUUUUUCUUUAGGAAGAGGAGCUGUAUGGGAAGGCUUGAUGACAGAUGCUUUGCUUUUCCUAAAAUACUGAGGCCUGUGGGUGUUGUGUGUUGUGCUGGGAUGGGUUUAUGUUGACCGGUGUAAUUCGGCAGUUUCUUUCCAGUCUUCCACAGUAACGUGUUUAUUUCUUAUCCUGAUAUCUGCAAGGAAAUGCCUUGUGCUUACCUCGGAACCUCACGUUGCAUUGCCGCUUUCCCAUGUGUGUUUAAAAACAAAAUCGUUGCUUUGGAGGAUUCCAGCACUGAGAUUUCUGGAGUCUGCUAUAUCAAGCCAUAAUGAGUUCAUCACUGGUUGCUUAUGAUGAUUCAGACCCCGAGGCAGAAACUGAAAAGACUGAAGUCCCCAGUACUUCUAGCAGACAAACAAGCUUUCCGAGUUCUUCUCUGAAUCCUGUUCAAUACUUUGCACCUGGUAGUUUGAGAACAAAAUCUACAUAUGAAAUGCAGCCUACUGAGAACACUGACAAUUUUGGCAUAAGUAUUGUUUGUGAAGAUCUCUCCGAGCAUUAUGCACCGAAUAAUAACACUGAUUUGACAUCUCCUUAUUGUAGGAGAGCAUACUCUAGCCAUACUGCAUUAAGUAUGCCCUACAAAAACUAUGAACAGACAUCAAGCUCUUCAAGAAACUCUGGAAAUGGCACUUCCCAAAAGCGAAUGCAUAAAGACAGUCCUACAACUAUAAAGGGAAUUAGACCAUAUAUCCCCAAAAGACUGCGUCAAGAAAAUUCCAGUACCGGUGGAAAAAAAGAGUGUGAACAGGGUGAAAGCUCAAAUUGUCAUGUGAAGCUAGACGUAUCAGGAAAGCAGACUAUGAGAAAGAUAUCUGAAAUAAUUAAGCCAUAUUUGGGAUCCAAAUAUAAAGUAACUGAAAUCCCCAAAAGCUUGGUAUUUCAUAUGUUUAAACACAGCAGUCCGGUUAAUGAAAUCCAGUGGUGUCCUGUGCGAGAACAAAGUCACAUGCUUCUCUCAGCUUCUAUGGAUAAAACAAUCAAGGUAUGGGAUGCUGUAGACACAGGCUGUUGUCUGAAAACAUUUUCCUGUCACUCCUGUGCUGUCCGAGCUGCUCAGUGGUCAUCUUGUGGACAAAAGAUCCUCAGUGGGGGCUUCGACUCCAUGCUGCAUUUAACAGAUGUGGAGACAGGGAAGCAGAUAUUUAGCAGCAAAAACGAAUUUAGGAUCAGCGCACUGAAGUUCCACCCUGCAGAUUCAAAUAUUUUUGUUUGUGGAGGGUUCAGCCCAGAAGUUAAAGCUUGGGAUAUAAGGACUUGUAAGGUGACUAGAGUUUACAAAGCUGCAAUACAACAGACGUUGGAUAUACUCUUUCUCACUGAAGGAAAAGAAUUUCUCACAAGCACAGAUGCAGUGAGCCGGGACUCAGCUGAUCGCACCAUUAUUGCAUGGGACUUUCAAAGUGCUGCCAAAAUCUCCAAUCAGAUUUUUCAUGAGCGUUACACUUGCCCAAGUCUGGCUCUGCACCCAAGAGAGUCUGUGUUUGUUGCUCAGACAAACGGGAACUACAUGGCAUUGUUUUCUUCCCAGCGACCUUACCGAAUCAACAAAAAGAAAAGAUAUGAAGGACAUAAGGUGGAAGGAUUUGCAGUGUGCUGUGAAUUUUCUCCAGAUGGAACACUUUUGGUGACAGGAAGUUCCGAUGGCAAAGUGUUUUUCUACAACUAUCAUAGUGCUAGGAUUAUUCGCACUCUGUCUGCCCAUAAAGAAGCUUGUGUGAAUGCAAAAUUUCACCCAGUCUUGCCAUCACUCCUUGCAACAUGUGAUUGGACUGGAGAAAUCAAGAUCUGGCAAUAACAGGCAGAAAGACUUUUCAGAAUAACUUUCCUCUUUGCCAAAGGUUUUGGUGUUUCAGAAUGAAUAAACCAUGAUAUGCAAUGUGAAAUUUUGUUGUGAUGCCCUGUAGGCAGGGGAGAAUGUCAUCUUAUUUUCUGUCUGCUAGACAUAUGCUUUCCUAAUGUAGUUAAGAUGAUCUUGUUAGCUGCUGAGCAGCUCUUCCUCUCUCCCUGGGCCUUGGUGUGAAACAUUUCUGGCUCGUGUCAAUGUUCUGGUGCUCAUCUAACCCUACCCUGAUGUGAGAAGCUAAACCUGAAAAAAAGUAUUGCUCUUCCUAUGUAGCUUUUUACUGCAGCUUUCUUAAACCAGAUUUUCACUAGUUUAGCUCCUUAUCCUGGUCACUAAUGUGGUAGACAAGCAAUAGUAUAGGUCAAGGCAAAACAGCUUCUACUUGCAAGAAAGGGGAUGAUCACAGGGCAGGUGGGACUGCCUCUUUUGGAAACAGGAAGGCAUUACCAGCUCAGCUUAUUGUAAAAUGUUUUCUGAGGGUUCUAGGGAAAGAACUUGGAGCUAAUUUUGAAGCCAAUAAAUCUGUGUUCUCUACAUUUCCGUCUUUGAAUUUUGAACAUUUAUGAAUUUUUAACCUGAACUUAUGA